Molecule: messenger RNA, 1429 nt
Organism: Gryllus bimaculatus (two-spotted cricket)
Lineage: Eukaryota; Metazoa; Arthropoda; Insecta; Orthoptera; Gryllidae
Source: the annotation of a GenBank genome assembly
ACAUCCGGUCCUUAUUCAAAUUCCAUACGGUAGCCAAUCAGAGUUCAGAGCGACGCCGUGUACAUCUGUACACCAACUCACUCAAGCGGUGCAUAGGUGAACUACUUAUUCAUUUUGAAUUUUUUUCGCAAACGAGCCGGUUGGGUACCGUUGGAUUCCUUCCUCAUUGACCUAUCGUUGUAUAUUCACGUGCUGUUCGUAGGGCUGUUCACGCCAUGUCGCAGUCAGUGAAUUAGAGAAAUGAAGUGAUUUACUGCUGUUUGAAGUCUGAAGCGUGCAUUAUGGCUUCGAGAAGAUGCUGGGUGCCUAAGAAAUCGUGGAAUUUUUUUAAUGUUCAUGUUCAUUUGCAGAUCCCUUGUUUGUACCAAGCGAGAUGACACCCACUAUACCGAUGGGUGUAAUUGAUCCUUGUACACAGACAGCUUUUCAAACUGAAAAUGGCUCUAGUGCUGUUGAACAUGCUGCUACAGCAAGUGCAGCAGAUGCUUAUGCAAGCCUUGUGAAAGAUCCUUGUACUUCUGGAAAGGUGCAAGAAGCCAUUCUGGGAGAUCAAUCUGCGCCUUCGGUGUGUGAAGUUUUGGUAACAGAUCAGAGUAUUAAAAAAAUGGAUGCUCAGUUCAAUCGCACCAUCAUGAAGAGAAUGACAGACGAUGUGAAGUGGAUUGUCUAUGGCGGCCAGAAGCAGAUCAAGAGAUUACCGUGGCUGGACUUGGAGAAGAUACGAAUUAAUGCAGUCACUGAAGACGUUGAAUUAGAAGAACUAGACAUUCAAGUACAAGUGGAAGCAGAAGCCGUCGAAGUGACGGUAGAAAGUAAUAGCACGUGGAAUAAGAAUGGCAGACGGAAACGAAAAGUUCACUACACAUCAUCUGUUUCAUCUGUUCUUAUAAAAGCAGUACGUUGCUCUGAAUGUACAGCUCUUUUUUCGAUCGCCAAACAAGUAAGGUUACAAUGCUUUUAUGGACAGGUGUGCCUGAAAAAGAACUCUGGAUUUUCCACGAAGCAACAAGUCAUCUGGGGUGAGAAAAGAGAUGCUGCCACUUACUCGGGCGGUAGUCAAGUGAUCGUUCUUGCAUCAGAUGACAACAGUAGCAAGAAACAAACCUCAAUAAGAGCACACAACAGUAGGAAGAAGCGCUUGCCGAGCGUGGAGAGCCGCGAGGUGCAGACGGAGGCGCCGAUGGAGGCGGAGGAGGCGGCGAGGGAGGCGGAGGAGGUGCUGCCACCCGCCACCCCGGACCUGUCGGCGCUGCUGCUGCCCGAGCUGCCCAAGACGCCCAACUGCGCGUGGGUGCACCCGGGCUGCAAGGUGGAGCUGCGCGGGGUGCCCAUCCACGAGGUCAUGCGCACCAAGACCACGCUGCAGUGCUGGUGCGGCGAGAAGCCCGUACGUCUCCUUGCUCAUUCCAAGCACUGCUUACCGCAAAGC